Platichthys flesus (European flounder) is the source of this 2220-nucleotide messenger RNA. RefSeq lists its product as uncharacterized. Gene Ontology annotation, molecular function: protein binding. The transcript has 3 exons. The record is from RefSeq and is a predicted model, not a curated record. The coding region runs from base 215 to 853 and encodes 212 amino acids. NCBI's taxonomy places the organism in Eukaryota, Metazoa, Chordata, Actinopteri, Pleuronectiformes, Pleuronectidae.
GUGCGCUCAGCAUAGGUUUAUAAAAAGGCACAAUGGAGCACACAGCCUCAACAGUCAUCGACAUCCACUGGACUUAUAUGUGAGGUCCUGAACCACCCGGCACCUGGAGCUGUACAACCUGCAGCUGCGUGUGUUUGAACCUUCAACCUCUGGACCUGUGUUGACGCCUCAAUACGAAGCUCAGACACCUUACUGUCUUCACCAAACCUCAGAGAUGGACGUCGAGUCUCUCCAGAAGAGCGGCCGCCCGCGCAGCAGCUGCCUGAACGUGUGCCUCGUCGCAUCCGUCAUUAUUCUGUUCGUGGCGGUGGCUGCUGUGGCUGCUGGAGUUGUCGUAGUGCAGAUGAACCCUGGCUCCAGGAGAUUGGAGAUUCCAAACUUUAACACCGAGGCAGUAAAGAGUACAGGACAAGCUCCUUAUCCAGAAAGCAAGAUGCAGAAAUUUGCAUACCUGCGAGCCAAGUCAAGUGUGUUGGAGAACGGCCCCAUGCAAUGGGCUCCAGUCUACUACGGUCCUAGUGUGUCUGUGGGGAGCAACUUCCAGUUUGUCCAAGAGCAGCAGUCACUGAAGCCAAAACAGGUCGGGAUCUACUUGAUGUACAUUGAACUGAACUUCACCUGCACCCACAUUUGUGAGCCAGCCCACCUCAGCGUGCGCGUGGGCGAUGCGCUCACAUGUGACGUGCAGCUUCCUAAUGUGACAGAUAUCAGGCCAGUGACUAGGAAGUGCUGGGUAGUGACCCCGGUGAACGGACAGAGUCUUCACCCUCAGAUGACUGUACCAGAGGGCGGACUACAAUCCUGGAAGCUGGAGCUGAAGGGCUCGGGAUUUGGGAUGUUACUCAUGGACUAAUAUGGACGUUGUGGUGCAACAUGCUCAUGACCUCUGGGUCAUAUCUCAGAACAUCAACACCAGUUUGUGUUUCCUUCAAGUCCAAGCAGGUGAAAAUGGGCAAGAGCUGGUGCCAUUUUCAAAAUUAAAGUUGUAAAUGAAGCUUAGCAGGAAGAUGAAACCUCAGCAGAAGUCACAGUCCCAAUAAGCCAAACAGGAAAAGACUAGACACUCAUCUAAUUGUCUGUAAAUAUGUGUGAUAAUGUAUGUGAUAUAUUUAUUUAAUGAUACUGAAGUAUUUAUGGACUUAUAUUUAUGAUAGUGUUGCCAUUUUUAUUAUGGAAAUGUAUUUUCAUGUAUACACUACAUUCAUGUUGACGUGCAAUACACUGCGCUUUUAAGCAAUAAUAAUAAUAAGCACUUAAUAAAUUCAUAAAAGUCUGGGAGGCAAAGGUUGAGGCUUACAGAAAUGUGUGAUUAUAAUUACGUUCCACAUCAGGGACCUCAAUUCGAUCUAGUGGAGAUAGGGCUUGUUAUCUCUAUGGCAAAUUAUGAGUCAUGAAUGAGGCUGCACUUACAGUAAAUGUUGCAAAAAACAAUUGAUCCUAAUCAAAUCAUGAGCAGAAUUAUUAAUAUAUAUCUAUAUAUAUAUAUAUAUAGAUAUAUGUGUGCACUAUGCACUAACUACACAUUGUUGAAUGUAUUUUUACUGUAAUUCAUGUUAAACAUGGACAUUAAUAUAGAUGUGGUGAGCACUGAGUUCAUUAUGAAUUGAAAAGAAAAAAAGAAUGACAAUUGUGAAAGUGUUUGAGACAAGUGGAAUCUAUGAAUUGUUUAUAGGUAAGGAAAGUUCCCUGCUGUUACUCUGCCAUUACCAGGAACUGGAUGUACAUCACUUCCUGUUUGUUUACCAUACGUGCCGUUUUGUGGAAAAAGAACAACACAGGAAAAAAGCAGAAGACGCACUUGUCUCCAUUCUUUUUUUUGUCCAAGCUGUAAAGCCAAAUGAAAUAAGGUGUGCGUGUGCUGUCACAACUUCAAAGGGUUGUUGAUGGUUAAGACUUGAUUUAAAGCUUAAGUUAUAGUUAGGUUUAGCUUGUUUAGUGUUGGUGUUAGACAUUUAUUUGUUCAUUUAUUCAACACAAGGUUAGGGGUAAAUGCCAAGGAAACGCAUUAUAUUAAAAAGUAUCCUCACCACUCUAGACACAUGGGUGUGUUUUUCUGCUCUUCUUCCUCCAUAAUUUUCAUUAUCAAUGUCAAUUUUAUUUAAAACAGCUUGGUUGACCAAAGUAAUUUACAGGAGUAAUGGUACAACAAGAGGACAGUAAAACGUAAUACAUCAUUGUGCAAGUAAUACAAAUAAAAAUACAAUUAUUAUUCUAAGAUUA